CGCCAGCGUCCGCCGUCAUCAACGUCAACAGGCAUUUUAGAUUUGCCCGAUUUGUCCAUAAAACGCCGAAAUGGAAGCCAUUUUCGCGUUACCGUUCACAGUACUUGAAAUUCCUCACAUAAAGAUUAAGAAACCAACAUGGUUACAGGCGCCAUCAGCGAUGACAACGUUCUCGUUAGUGCUAUUGUCUUAUUUUUUGGUUACCGGAGGGAUUAUAUAUGACGUGAUAGUGGAGCCGCCUAGUGUAGGAUCUACGACUGAUGAACAUGGGCACGUUCGGCCUGUAGCGUUCAUGCCGAACCGUGUCAACGGACAGUACAUCAUGGAAGGGCUUGCAUCCAGCUUCUUGUUCUCUCUUGGAGGGCUUGGCUUUAUUAUAUUGGACCGUACACAUAACCCCUCCACACCGAAACUAAAUAGAAUUCUACUUAUUUCUGUAGCUUUCUUAUGCAUUUUAGUGUCUUUUUUUACAACCUGGAUUUUCAUGAGAAUGAAGCUCCCAGGUUAUUUACAGAACUAGUGCGAGUUGCAUUAUAAGCAAAGUCACAAAUUGUCAUCUUUUUGACUAUAAUUAAGUUG
Molecule: messenger RNA, 579 nt
Organism: Hyposmocoma kahamanoa
Lineage: Eukaryota; Metazoa; Arthropoda; Insecta; Lepidoptera; Cosmopterigidae
Product: oligosaccharyltransferase complex subunit ostc-A
Exons: 2
Coding region: 71-520 (149 amino acids)
Cellular component (GO): oligosaccharyltransferase complex
Source: RefSeq, a predicted model, not a curated record